AUGGUUCCAUCGUCGUUUUCUGUCGGUGCUGAAACCAUGGCCUAUCCAUCAUUUGUGAAUGGCCCGAAUUCCUGGAGAAACACCCACACAUCCGACUCUAGUUUAUGGGAGUCUGUUUUGAGGCCAAUCCUUGUUAACGGGAUGUUUGUUUGUGGUUUCCACUGCAGCUUCUUUGGUGACAAUUGCCUAUUUUCUGUCUCUAUCUUCAAUAUCAGUUCUGAUGGCUAUUAUAACUUUCCUCACCAGGUGGUGUGGUCCGCUAAUCGGAACAAUCUAGUUGACGAAGAGGCAGUGUUGAAGCUAACUUCUCAAGGCAAACUUAUCCUGAAAGACGCUAACAGAACUUUGGUUUGGUCCACAAACGCAGCAGGUUCGAGGUUAAACUUGAGUGCGGAGGGAAACCUCAUGCUGCUUAACAAAACCAACCACAUGGUUUGGCAGUCAUUCGACCACCCGACCGACACUUUGGUUCGUGGUCAGACGCUAACGUCAGAGCAGAAAUUGAGGGCCAGCGUAUCGCCAGUCGAUCCAAGUGAAGGUUUAUAUGCAUUUGCUAUCAUUGAUGGUAAUUUUACGGCUUAUAUGGAUUCAGAUCCUUCCCAAAUCUAUUACACAAAUUAUGAACAAAGAAACAAAGUCCUAUUCCAAAUUGGAGGAUUUGGUAGUUUCUCGGGGGCAGAUUCAGCUAGUUUUAUACAACUGGGAAGCGAUGGUCACUUGAAGGCAUAUGAGUGGAAAGAUUCCAUUGGCACGUGGCAGGGGACUGAUCUGCUCAACAUUGAUCGAUGUAGCUAUCCAUUGCCAUGUGGAAAAUAUAGUGUUUGCUCAGAAGGAGGAUGCAGCUGCCUUGACGAUGCAAGCGAAAACGAAACAAACUAUUUUAGGCCAGUAAAUUCUACAAACCCUGAAUUUGGGUGUGAUCCAAUUUCGCCAAUCUCUUGUGAGCUUCCUUUUCAUCACAGUCUUCUCCAGAUCUCGGGCUACUAUUCUCAACCUAUAUAUAGCUUUUUAUCAUCCGAGACAACAACAUUACAAGAUUGUCAGGAGGCCUGUUUGAACAACUGUUCGUGCAAAGCUGCUAUAUAUAAUCAGGGUUCCUACUCUUUUCUUUCUCAUGUAUUCUCCAUCAAGAAAAGUGAUGGUGGUGACGAGUUCUCAGCAUCUUUUAUAAAGGUGCAGAUUUUCCCUCAAAAGAAAAGGCAGGAUUUAGGAGUUAUUUGUGGCCUCAACCCUGGGAGCUAUCAUUGCUGUGUUCCUUAUAUGCGGCUUAUUUUUUCUACGAGCUGA
This is a messenger RNA of Hibiscus syriacus, 1287 nucleotides long. RefSeq names its product PAN domain-containing protein At5g03700-like. Gene Ontology annotation, biological process: recognition of pollen. The transcript has a single exon. NCBI's taxonomy places the organism in Eukaryota, Viridiplantae, Streptophyta, Magnoliopsida, Malvales, Malvaceae. Bases 1 to 1287 code for a protein of 428 amino acids. The record is from RefSeq and is a predicted model, not a curated record.